This is a messenger RNA of Cryptomeria japonica (Japanese cedar), 477 nucleotides long. RefSeq lists its product as uncharacterized. The record is from RefSeq and is a predicted model, not a curated record. Lineage: Eukaryota; Viridiplantae; Streptophyta; Pinopsida; Cupressales; Cupressaceae. The transcript has 3 exons. The coding region runs from base 12 to 335 and encodes 107 amino acids.
UUACCAUCAAAAUGAAGGAUAAUGUUACCAGAACAUUGCCAAGGGGAAACGUAAAAGCUUCUGUGUGGAAGAGAAUUAUCAGCCGCCGUAUUCUGAAACGAAGAAGAGAGAGGAAAUUGAAUUUGCUUUAUUCAAUGUUGAGAGUUAUACUGCCCAAAUCUAUCAAGGUAACAGAGCAAGUUUCAAACUCCAAAGAUUCCUCAGUUGAAGAAGGCUGCAGCUCAUCUUUAAUGGCUCACCUCCCACCAAAAAAUCUCCAGGUUUUGAAACCAUCUGAACUAAAAGAAUGUAAUGUUACAAAGAAGGUUGACGUUCUUGCCGGAAAAGCAGAAUGACUGUCUCAAGACUGCAGCAGUGGAAGAAAGGAAGUUUAUGCUCUGGUUAUAUUAUAAUCCAUUGAAGACUGACCGCUUCUUUCUGCCUUAAGCUUUUCUUGACUGCAUUGAACAUAUAAAUAAAAUAAAACCUUUCUUGAAA